Sphenostylis stenocarpa is the source of this 1527-nucleotide messenger RNA. NCBI's taxonomy places the organism in Eukaryota, Viridiplantae, Streptophyta, Magnoliopsida, Fabales, Fabaceae. The record is from the annotation of a GenBank genome assembly.
AUGGCUAAUUCAGCUUCUUUACUGGAUGUUGUUGCAAACAUCGGUGUGGUGGAACUUGGUGAGAAGGACCUUGCCAUAUACCUUGCUGAUCGAAGAUCAACUGGAAAACCAUUUUUUAGAAAUGGUAUUCCAUCCCUUGUUGCUGUUCCUGCUGGAUGUCGGUCUUCUAAAUGUAUUAGUAGGUUUAACGAUGAGCUUACUGUUGACAAGGUUACAAAUUGGUUUGCAACAAGUGUAUUGGCUUUACCUCAAAUUAACUACUACUCAAGGGAAUCUUUGGUAAAAGUCUUCUUUUUCUCAACAUCUGGUGAGCGUGCUGCUCCAUUUAUACGACAAACAGCUAAAGACUAUUGGGCUUUUGCUUCAUUUGCAUUCAUCCUCUGGCGAGAAGAGGAAGCUUCCUAUUGGUGGGGAGCAUUUGGGGUGGAAUCAGCACCAGCUAUUGUAUUUCUUAAAGACCCAGGUGUCAAGCCUGUGGUUCACCAUGGUUCUGUCAACAAUUCAAUUUUUUUGAAAAUGAUGGAAAAUAAUAAACAGCAAGAACUUUCACAGCUAAGGAGUGUGACAUCAAUGGAGUUAGGCUGUGAUCCUCAUGGCUAUUCUCGGGCUGGUUAUGAUACAGUAAUAUGGUAUUGUGCUAUUGUGGUUGGAAGGCCAAGUCUGGAGCUGAACAAAAUGCGGGAAACUAUGUGCAGGGUCCAAGAAACCUUGUCCAAGCAUAGCCAACUGGAUGCAGCUUCUGAAAAUCAAUCUUUAGCUCCAGCUGUGGAUGCAUUUAAGAGAAGGCGAUUGACAUUUGCUUGGCUUGAUGGUGAAAAGCAGAAGGAUUACUGCCAAUUUUACCUUGGUCAAGCGGGGAGCGAUCACACUUGUGGACAACGACGGAGUGUGACUGAUAUUCCUCGGUUAUUUGUCAUUCGUUACCUGAGGAAUAGUAGUGCUGUUGAUUUGAGAACAGAAGAAAAGACGAAGUGGAAAUCAUCACUGUUCCAAGAUCUAAUCAAUGAUUCUGAUCUUGCAGGCCAGUUUGUCGCUGGGUACAAGGGAGAACAUGAUGUCUCACAGAUAACCGCCUGGCUUGCAAACAUUAUUUCUGACGGUGACUCCAGAGAGUUACCAUUCUUUACACUACGAACUCCUAAGCUUGUCCCGGAUGACACAGAACCUAUUUGGUCCAUAACAGCACAAAAUAUUCCUUUGAAAAAUCUGCAGCAGAGUAUUCUUGGUGGACUUUCUGUAUACCGUGAGGAUCCAAGACUUGGUCCGUUUUUGCUUCUGGGUGCAUUAAUUUCUUUCGGUACUAUCUGGCUGCGUAGGAGCCAACAAGUUCAGCCAUCUGAACCAAAUCAACCUAGUUCCAAUCACCCAUCUGAAUCAAAUCAACCAAGUCAACCCAGUUCCAAGGAUGAAAGGAAACAAAAUCCUAGAGAGCGGUUCCGGAGUCGGUCAAAUAAAAAACCACCCCCUUCUAUGACCGAUUUCGAACCAUCAGAUGCUUACCAGUUGCCACUAUCAGAUUCUGACUGA